Homalodisca vitripennis (glassy-winged sharpshooter) is the source of this 3518-nucleotide messenger RNA. Its product is annotated as elongation of very long chain fatty acids protein AAEL008004-like. Gene Ontology annotation, biological process: fatty acid elongation, polyunsaturated fatty acid; sphingolipid biosynthetic process; fatty acid elongation, monounsaturated fatty acid. NCBI's taxonomy places the organism in Eukaryota, Metazoa, Arthropoda, Insecta, Hemiptera, Cicadellidae. Bases 288 to 1292 code for a protein of 334 amino acids. The record is from RefSeq and is a predicted model, not a curated record. Gene Ontology annotation, molecular function: fatty acid elongase activity. The transcript is spliced from 9 exons. Gene Ontology annotation, cellular component: endoplasmic reticulum membrane.
UAUACGUCGAGGGGUUCUGUUUACACCUGCACGCCGCAGUGUUUAUACAGUGGAGGGGGCUGCGCGUGGUUUGUGUGUAUGUGUCUGUGGGUCUCGUAUACGUCGAGGGGUUCUGUUUACACCAGCACGCCGCAGUAUUUAUACAGUGGAGGGGGCCGCGCGCCGUCAGUGUGUGUGAGCCAGUCGCGGGGUCUGGUGUGUCGCUGCUGUGCUGUCUUGCUACACUCGCACUCGCCGCUCGUCUCUAGCUCCCCGCUUCUCAGGUUGAUAGUGGAACAACCGGAGAGAUGACUACACUUGUGCACAACCUCAUUGACGGCUACCAUGACCUCAUGGACAACAAGAGUGAUCCCAGGGUGAACCACUGGGCCAUGAUGAGCUCGCCCUUCCCCACGUUAGGAAUAUGUCUCUUCUACGCUUAUUUCUCCAAGGUCCUGGGCCCCAGACUGAUGGAAAAUCGAAAGCCUUUUGACCUGCGACGAGUCCUUAUUUUCUACAAUUUAAUACAGACUGUGUUCAGCUCGUGGAUAUUCUACGAGUAUAUGAUGUCCGGCUGGUACGGACAUUACAGUUUCCGGUGUCAACCUGUUGAUUACUCCUACAGUCCAAUGGCUUUGAGAAUGGCAAACACAUGUUGGUGGUACUACUUUUCAAAGUUUACAGAAUUUUUUGAUACUCUGUUCUUCAUCUUACGUAAGAAGAAUGAGCAUGUUUCAACUCUGCAUGUGGUGCAUCACGGCUGCAUGCCUAUGAGCGUGUGGAUGGGCAUGAAGUUUGCCCCAGGUGGUCACAGCACAUUCUUUGCCUUGCUGAACACAUUUGUGCAUAUUGUCAUGUACUUCUACUAUAUGGUAGCUGCUAUGGGUCCUCAGUACCAGAAGUAUAUAUGGUGGAAGAAGUACCUUACCACCAUGCAAAUGGUCCAGUUUGUUAUGAUCUUCGCUCACCAGUUCCAGCUUCUGUUCAUUGAUUGCAACUACCCCAAGAGUUUUAUGGUCUGGAUUGGCCUCCACGGAGUCAUGUUCCUCUUUCUCUUCUCAGACUUCUACAAGACACGCUACUCAGGCAAGAAGCCGUCAAAGAAUGAGGGAGCUUGUAUGCCUGUCCUGAACAACAAACAAAAUGGAAAGAUAGCGAAUGGAAAGACUGCCCAUUAUACAAACGACUAUUCGGCCGUAUACUCGAGUUGUUACUCCAAUGGUGUAAACAACGGCUACAUGACCAGUAACGGCACACAUCCUCUCAACUCCUGUGCGACCACAGAGGGCGACGAGAGUAGAAAAAUAAAGUAGCACCAAAGUAGUUCUAAGUGCUUCGAAGCAUUCACGGAACAUUUUGUUAGUUGUUAUCUAAUUGUCUUUUUAUCAAAGAUGUUCAUGCCAUUUUUGUAUUUUUUACAAAAUGUGUUAUAAGUAUCGGGCCACUGCUGUUUAUAUGGCCUUUACUUGUUGUUUAUAUGUACCAUACUACCAUUAUUGUUUAAGUGUUUUUAUUUCCUGAGUCACCAUAUUUAACAUUGUGUUAUUGUAGCAACAUACAGAAUGUUAGUUGUAUACAGAAAGUACACAUUCUUCUAUACUAUAUUUUUCUUGUUUAAAUUCCUUAAUGCCUUCAAUUAAAGUGAGAAAAUAUCCUUUUUAAGUUUUUAUUGAUUAUAACUUUUAUAUAACUAUUACAAUUAUAAAUUGUAAGAUAUUUCUACUUACUUGUGAUGUUAAGUUAUCUUGUAUUUUAAUGCGGUAAGUGUACUGUAUUUACAGUACUGAGGUAUCCAUACUGGUGGAACGGUAAUUUAUUGUGCUAUUGUUAUUUAUAUUUUUGUCAGUUAGACAAAGUUAUGGAUUAGAGAAUUUAAUUGCUGUUUGUAAUGAGAUAUUUACAGUGAGAAGUUACUAAUUUUAAGCUUUAAGUAAUGUGAGGCUUUAAUUAUUUAUAUAUGGAAACGUUUAAAUUAUAUAAAUAAAUUUGUUCCUAAACUAUUGACAUUUUAUAAAUAAUUUACAGCAUAGAAAAUACAUGAUUGAAACUGAAAUAUGGAACACAACCGAUCAAACAUUUAUACUGAAUUUCCUCAAGUGUAUUAUCAACAAAUUCUGUACUGUCAAUAAUUAAUUGCAUAUUCCAUGUAAUCAGAAUUGCUAUACAUUUUCACAAAUCUACUGAGAUUUUUAUUUUUAUUUUCAAUACAUCGCAAUUUUAAAUUUAGCAAGAUUGUUUUUUAAAAGCAAUCAUUACAUAUAUUUAAUCUGCUUAUCGUACAAAUACCAAUUAUUCUGAUGACUCAGAGGUGAGGCCAUGUGUUACUGUUAACAGUUGUGAUGCUAUUAGUCUAGCUAGAGCCACGAGUCAUGCGCACUCUAUUGACAGUUCCAACGAUUUCGCUCGCAACAUUCUUGAGUCCUAACACAAAUGUUUCUUUAGUAUAGUUUUUGUUGUAAAUACCUGAAAUAUAUUUGUGUAGUUAUUUUGUAAGUGGCCUAGGUGCAGUAGACUAAGUUGCUUUAGAUGUGAUGAUGCUAAGUCGUGUGGCAAAUGUACUGACUGACAGCUUGGUCCAUCAGCUUGUAGUGUAUCAUGAUAACGUUAGCUUUGUAUCGUUACCGUUGUAAUAACUCAGGCUAGUAUAUUGUUUUUGUUUAAAUACCGGUUAAAACCAAUUAAAUAAUAACAACCCUCUUUUUAAAGGUAAUCACGUACUAGAGCUAUCUUCAAAAAUCAUUCCAAAAAAUCGUAUUUUUUAACAUGAGAAGAUUUAUUUGAUAAUUGUACACGCACUACGGAAAUUUAGAUUUUAUUGAAUACACAUUCUAAAAAUUACAAGUCUGAUUGUAUCUACCACAAUAGUAUGCAAUCUGUUGGAAAACAAUAAAAUAAUUGUUUUAUUGCUAUUGAUCCAGUGAUAAACUCUCACUCAACUACUUAUUAAAUUUGUGCUCAAAUAUUCACAAUAAGAUAUUUCAUUCUUGUAGUCUAUGCACUCCUUGUCAAGAGUAAAUAUACAUUACACUGAUAUUUGCCUUUAAUUAUGUGACAAGUAAAGUAAAACUAUUGUUAUUUAAGAGCAGUUUUAAAAUGUCAUCUGUAACAAGAUUAUUCUGUGUGACCGCUUAAAGCUGAUGUCAAAUGUUACCGUAUUGUUUUGAUUGUUUGAGCACUUAAGUUAUGUGUGUAAAUAUGUAUUAUGUGUUGUAAAAGUAUCGCUCUUGUUCUUUCUAAGUCGUCAAUCUUGAAGAUCAUAUUCAGUGAAUCAAAAGAUAAUCUUAUAAUUUACCUUAGCACGAGAAUUAAGUUAGUUUGUAAUAACAGUAUUCCAAUAUUACUGUAGUUUAGUUCUUUAAAUUUGUAUUUUUAAUAAUUAAAAUCAUCAGUCUGUACUUUUAAAUUCCUUUACUGCAUUGCUUUAUGCUAAAUGAAAUUAUUUUUUUAAAUAGUGUAUAUUGUUAAUUAAUUGGUUGUUCUAUUAUUUGAUCAGUUUUUUACUUAACAGUAUUUAUUAAAAUGACAUUUGUAUAUUAAAA